Molecule: messenger RNA, 483 nt
Organism: Danaus chrysippus (African queen)
Lineage: Eukaryota; Metazoa; Arthropoda; Insecta; Lepidoptera; Nymphalidae
Source: the annotation of a GenBank genome assembly
AUGGAAAAUAGUUGUGAACCAUCGAACGAUAAGAGGUCACUCGUGAAAGCUAAAUCUGUCAAUAGUGGAUGCACGAAGCAAAUGAGGAGUGAGCCGGUCAAGAGGAAAUCGUUUAACGUGAACGAAGCGGUUCGUUCACUGGAUCUAGCGUUAGUGAGACUGAAAAAGAGCAAGCUGGUCAAUGGAGAUAUUGUUCCGAAUAGUACUAAUCUAGGCAGAAAAGAUCCGAUGGAACACAUCACGAAUCAGACCAAUUUCACUGACAAUUCGUCCGUGGUUUCCUUGAACUUUUCCCAAUACGAACUUAUGCGUAAUCUUUCAAGAUCGAAUUGCAAUCUCGAUAACGCCUUCAGCAACACCACCUGCGAAACAUUCUCCAGUCUCACCGACAUACCAGCCAGAGACGAACAACUUGAGAGAUAUUUUAGGAGUAUAGAUGUAUGGAGCCGGAAUCACAGAGACGCUAGUUCGAGCGAGAUGUAA